Messenger RNA from Marmota monax (woodchuck), 623 nucleotides. It is a transcript of the gene Rpl17, whose product is annotated as ribosomal protein L17. NCBI's taxonomy places the organism in Eukaryota, Metazoa, Chordata, Mammalia, Rodentia, Sciuridae. Gene Ontology annotation, molecular function: structural constituent of ribosome. Gene Ontology annotation, biological process: cytoplasmic translation. The record is from RefSeq and is a predicted model, not a curated record. Gene Ontology annotation, cellular component: ribosome; cytosolic large ribosomal subunit. The transcript is spliced from 6 exons. The coding region runs from base 22 to 576 and encodes 184 amino acids.
CCUUCCAGGUGAUCUGUGAAAAUGGUCCGCUACUCUCUUGACCCGGAAAACCCCACAAAAUCAUGCAAAUCAAGAGGCUCAAAUCUUCGUGUUCACUUUAAGAACACCCGUGAAACUGCGCAAGCCAUCAAGGGUAUGCAUAUCCGAAAAGCCACCAAGUACCUGAAAGAUGUCACAUUAAAGAAGCAAUGCGUGCCAUUCCGGCGUUACAAUGGUGGAGUUGGGAGGUGUGCCCAGGCCAAACAGUGGGGCUGGACACAGGGCCGGUGGCCCAAAAAGAGUGCUGAAUUUUUGCUGCACAUGCUUAAAAAUGCAGAGAGUAAUGCUGAACUUAAGGGUUUAGAUGUAGAUUCUCUGGUCAUUGAACAUAUCCAGGUCAACAAAGCACCCAAGAUGCGUCGUCGUACUUACAGAGCUCAUGGUCGGAUUAACCCAUACAUGAGUUCCCCUUGCCACAUUGAGAUGAUCCUCACUGAAAAGGAACAAAUUGUUCCUAAACCAGAAGAGGAGGUUGCACAGAAGAAAAAGAUAUCCCAGAAGAAGCUAAAGAAACAAAAACUUAUGGCACGGGAAUAAAUUCAACAAAAAAUAAAUGCAAAUAAAAGGAUGUUGGUUGUCUUUUA